AUGGCCUCGCAGUCGAAACUCUCCCUGCCCGGAGACCGCACCCUCCGCGGCCUCGUCUCGCGCCUCACGGGGCUCUACGUCUCGAACCGCACCCGCAUCUCCCGCGCCGUCUGGAUCACCCUCUUUCUCGCCCUUGUCAACCGCAUCCGCCAUGCCAUCUCCGAGCAAAAGGCCGCCUCCGUACGCGAAGCCGCCAACCGCGCCGCCCGCCGCGGUACCACGUCGAGCGGCAGCGAGGAGACGCCUCGGAAGAAGGUCGAGCUGAAUCGCGACUUCUUCCGCUCCCUCCUGCGCCUGUUGCGCAUCGUCGUCCCCGGAUGGCGCAGCAAAGAGGCCAGGCUGUUGAUGAGCCACAGCUUCUUUUUGGUGGUGAGGACACUCAUCAGCCUGCGCGUCGCUGAGAUGGACGGUGCCAUCGUCAAGGCCCUCGUCAAGGGCAAUGGGAAGGAGUUUCUCAAGCGCAUCGUCUGGUGGAUGCUGAUUGCUGUGCCAGCCACAUUCACCAAUUCAAUGCUAUCAUAUCACCAAGCAGAGCUGUCGCUGAAGUAUCGGACACGUCUCACGCAGAACAUUCACGACAAGUACCUCUCUAAUUUGACCUUCUACGGCAUCUCGGCGCUGGAUGACCGAAUAAAGAACCCGGAUCAGUUGAUCGCCGUCGAUGUAUCCAAGUUCUCCAACAGCCUCGCCGAGCUCUACAGCAACCUGGCAAAACCCAUGCUGGAUAUGACCAUUUACACCUACUCUCUCUCCAAGAGCGUUGGUGGCGAGGGUGUCGUUUUCAUGUCACUCCUUGUGCAACUCUCGGCAAACGUCAUGAGGGCGCUGACCCCGCCAUUCGGCAAGUACGUCGCCGAUGAAGCUCGGCUCGAAGGAGAAUUCCGCUUCCAGCACUCGCGCCUCAUCGAUUACAGCGAGGAGAUUGCCCUCUACGGCGGUCACAGGGCAGAAAAGGAUACCCUCGACAAGGGCUACUUCACACUCAUUAAGCACGUUAACCACAUCCUACGGCGGCGCUUCUACCACGGCUUCAUGGAGGACUUCGUCAUCAAGUACUUUUGGGGUGCCCUGGGUCUGCUGCUUUGCAGUGGCCCUGUAUUCAUCAAGAUGCCAGGACACAUCGUUAUGAACAUGGGUGAUCGGACUGAGGCGUUCGUAACCAACCGACGCAUGCUCCUGUCCGCCUCAGAUGCUUUUGGCCGCAUCAUGUUCUCUUACCGGGAAGUUAUGGAGCUGGCAGGAUACACGUCUCGCGUUGCCACACUCCUUGAUGUUAUGGACGAUGUGCAGUCAGGCCAUUUUGAGAAGAAGCUCGUCUCGUCAUCAGGCACCGAGGGCAACGAGUCGGUCCUCAAGGGACGAGGAACAGUCCAUGAGAGCAAGGAUAUUACCUUCAUCGACGUGCCUAUCAUCUCCCCCAACGGUGACGUGCUUAUCAAGGCUUUGUCCUUUUCCCUGGAGCAUGGCGACCACCUCCUCGUCGUUGGCCCCAAUGGGUGUGGCAAGUCCUCCCUGUUCCGCAUCCUCGGCGGCCUAUGGCCCGUCUAUGGUGGCACUGUUCACAAGCCUCCAUUCCAUGCCAUCUUCUAUAUCCCCCAACGGCCCUACCUGUCCCGCGGCUCGCUCCGCCAGCAGAUCAUCUACCCCGACUCACUGCGCCAGAUGCGUACCCGCGGCGUUACUGACGCCGACCUGCUUGCUAUUCUCAAGACGCUUGGCCUCGACCACCUCGUCGACCUCUACGAGGAGAGCUGGGACGCCGAGGCCGAGUGGCGCGAUGUCCUCUCAGGCGGCCUCCAGCAGCGCGUCGCUAUGGCGCGCCUCUUCUACCACCGCCCCCGCUACGCUAUCCUCGACGAGUGCACCAGCAGCGUCACGCUCGACACGGAGAAGACCAUGUACGACACGGCAAAGGCCCUUGGUAUCACCCUCAUGACCGUCAGCCACCGCCGCAGCCUGUGGAAGUAUCACACCCACAUUCUGCAGUUCGAUGGACAGGGUAACUACGUCUUUACCCGCCUCGAUGCUGACCGCCGACUGAAGCUCGAGGAUGAGCGUGAGGAGCUCGAAGUUCGCCUGCGACAGGUGCCCGAACUUGAACGCCGAAUUGCCGAAUUGACAGCUGCAUGA
Ilyonectria robusta is the source of this 2130-nucleotide messenger RNA. RefSeq names its product ABC transporter transmembrane region 2-domain-containing protein. Gene Ontology annotation, biological process: long-chain fatty acid import into peroxisome; very long-chain fatty acid catabolic process; fatty acid beta-oxidation. Gene Ontology annotation, cellular component: peroxisomal membrane. The coding region runs from base 1 to 2130 and encodes 709 amino acids. NCBI's taxonomy places the organism in Eukaryota, Fungi, Ascomycota, Sordariomycetes, Hypocreales, Nectriaceae. Gene Ontology annotation, molecular function: ATP binding; ATP hydrolysis activity; ABC-type transporter activity. The transcript is spliced from 4 exons. The record is from RefSeq and is a predicted model, not a curated record.